Juglans microcarpa x Juglans regia is the source of this 1525-nucleotide messenger RNA. Its product is annotated as myb family transcription factor MOF1-like. Gene Ontology annotation, molecular function: DNA-binding transcription factor activity; DNA binding. The coding region runs from base 388 to 1305 and encodes 305 amino acids. The record is from RefSeq and is a predicted model, not a curated record. Lineage: Eukaryota; Viridiplantae; Streptophyta; Magnoliopsida; Fagales; Juglandaceae. The transcript has 7 exons.
AUUCAGAUGCUCGUGAUAUAUAUAAUUGUAUUUUCAGAGAGAAUUUUCUCAUUUUCAUUUUCUCGGUUUUACUAGGACGAUAUAUUUCUUUUGCAGUGCAAGCAGGAGGUAAGAAUCAGAAACCACCAGCAGCAGCCAGCAGAACCCAUACCAAGCCAUCGAUCAAGGCUUUUUUUUUUUUUUUUUUUUUUUUUUAUAUAUAUAUAUAUAUAUCUGGAGGGAGCAAAGAGGUGAAAAAGGCGAAGUUUUUUUCAGGUGAAUCUAAGAAAAACCCAGGUGGUGGAAAGCUUGUUUAGAAGAGGAAACAAGGAUAUUCGGUUCGGGUACCCAUUUGGAUUAAAAGGGUUUCUGAAGAAAGAGCAAGUGAGUUAAGGUCAAUAGUAUAAAAUGAGCAGUUGUGGAAGAAAUGGGGCUGUCAGGCAGUAUAUAAGAUCAAAGGUGCCUCGUCUGAGAUGGACUCCUGAGCUCCAUCACUGUUUUGUUCAUGCCAUUGAGAGGCUUGGAGGCCAUCACAAGGCAACACCUAAGCUUGUUCUUCAAUUAAUGGAUGUCAAAGGACUAACCAUCUCACAUGUCAAGAGCCAUCUCCAGAUGUAUAGAAGCAUGAGGGGUGACCUGGGCAGACAAGAUAGGAAUUCUACGCAACAAAGAAAACAUGAUUUUUUUGAGGAGCAUGAUGAUGGGUGCGUUGAUGAAGUGAAUGAUAUGGGUUUUCACCCUUCUUCAAAACCCAUUGAGAAAGAAUCAGAUUCUGACUUCAGCAACAGUCCUCUCCCUCCUAAAAGAGCUAGAAUGGAAACGUUGAGUUCAAUCUCUGAAAGCCUGCAAUGCAGCCAAAGAAUAAGUGAGACAGUCCCGAAUCCGUACUAUUUUGAUGAUUAUCUGCGGGCCAUGACUGAGCAUAGGGGAAUAAAGGAGGGUUAUGCUGGUUCGAGAUGGCAGGCCCAGCCUCAAUCCACAGCCUUCUAUCUGCCACAAGAUCUUUACAACCGCAGCUCUUUCAAAUAUGCAGUAGAGAAGGAAUCCGAUUUCUUGGAGGUAUCCGGUCUAGAGCGCACGAAGGAAAGAAUGCCUAAAUGGGAGAACGAGGGAAGGGGAAAUGCACUAAAGGUUGGUGGCUGCGAGUUGUCGUUAUCGCUCUCCUUACCUCCUCCCUCCUCCCAGAGAAGUAACGCCUCUUCCAUGAGCGAGAUCAGCGAGGCGAUUUCGCCAUACCCUUGGUCUAACUAUAAAGACUGCUCCAGCUCUUCUUCAGGAAAACAUAGCAUUAACUUAGAUCUAUCUAUAGCUCUAUGCGGCAUCUAAUGUAUUUUUUUCUUUUUUCUUUUUUGUAAUUUUUUAAAUUUGGAGAAAUUUAUUUAUGGAUAUGUGGUAGUUGAUGUUAAUGUAGAAGUCAUCCAUUAGGCAUGUUCCUUUCAUGCUCUUUUUCUUUUAUUUUUGGUUUAGUUUUUGAAUCCCAAGUCCCAGUCUUGAUAGGAUGGCUUAAUUGAGUUUCUUAGAUGUGAACCAUAUUUGGGCUUGACAU